This is a messenger RNA of Echinops telfairi (small Madagascar hedgehog), 1146 nucleotides long. It is a transcript of the gene PPIC, whose product is annotated as peptidylprolyl isomerase C. The transcript is spliced from 5 exons. NCBI's taxonomy places the organism in Eukaryota, Metazoa, Chordata, Mammalia, Afrosoricida, Tenrecidae. Gene Ontology annotation, molecular function: peptidyl-prolyl cis-trans isomerase activity. The coding region runs from base 1 to 639 and encodes 212 amino acids. The record is from RefSeq and is a predicted model, not a curated record. Gene Ontology annotation, biological process: protein folding; protein peptidyl-prolyl isomerization. Gene Ontology annotation, cellular component: intracellular membrane-bounded organelle.
AUGGGCGCCGCUGCCCGGCUGCUGCCAGCCCUGGCGCUCCUGCUGGGGCUCGGCGCGCUCGCGGCCGCGUCGGGGUCCGCGGGCACCCGCAAGCGAGGCCCCUCGGUGACGGCCAAGGUCUUCUUUGAUGUCAGGAUUGGGGACAAAGAUGUUGGCAGAAUUGUCAUUGGCCUGUUUGGAAAAGUGGUACCCAAAACUGUGAAAAAUUUUAUUGCUUUGGCAACAGGAGAGAAAGGCUAUGGCUAUAAGGGAAGCAGAUUUCAUCGUGUCAUCAAAGAUUUCAUGAUUCAAGGAGGAGACUUCACCGCGGGAGAUGGCACUGGCGGCGUUAGCAUCUAUGGGGAGACAUUUCCAGAUGAGAACUUCAAGCUGAAGCACUAUGGCAUUGGGUGGGUCAGCAUGGCCAACGCAGGGCCCGACACCAAUGGCUCUCAGUUCUUUAUCACCUUGACCAAGACCUCCUGGUUGGAUGGCAAACAUGUGGUAUUUGGAAAAGUCCUUGAUGGCAUGACCGUGGUCCACUCUGUAGAACUUCAAGCAACUGAUGGGCAUGACCGUCCACUCACUGACUGCUGGAUCGUCAACAGUGGCAAGAUAGAUGUGAAAACUCCCUUUGUGGUUGAAGUCGACAACUGGUGACAGAACUGAUGAAGAAAACAACAAAACACACAGAAUCGCACCCCACUGGCUGUGCCAGCGGAUCUUUCGGUUCUUCAGCACCGCUUCCUUGUUGUUUCCACUUGCUUUUAAUUUUCUAUCCCACCUCACAGGAAAGGUCCAAGAAGCAACCACUGAAAGCUGGUCUUGCUUGAACUUUAUUAAAUUACUUAUUCGGACACUUUGCAUUUCCAGGACAUAACUUGUCCUCUAAUGGUGCUAUAUAUUUUUUUAAAGCAGAACUCUUGUGUUGAUGCUUUCUAAGAACUUAAAAUCAUUAUUUGAUUGAAUUCAUUGUGAUUCAUUUAUUCGGUUGUUAGGAAGAUUUGUCUGGAAAAGAUUGAGGAUGUGAAGUUUAUUACUUUGUAUCCCAACAAUUUCUGUAACGCUAGAAGGAAUUGAUUUGUAUAAUCUGAUGUCAUCGGAGUUUUUUACCUGCUAGAAGGUGCUUUAGUGCUCUCUGUAGUAAAUACUUUUUCUAUGCAUCAA